AUGGGUGCUUUCGCUUCGUCGCCCAUCGACGCCGUUCGUGUGGAACGCCGCACCUCACAAGGGUCCUGUAAAUGGCGCACUGCGGUGGCCGAAAUGCAGGGCUGGCGCAUCACUCACGAGGACUUGCAAAGACGAGUCACAUGUGCUACGAAAUCCAGGAGCCCUUCACAGCAUGCAGCAGACGCGCAUUUCCUGGAGGCCGGCCACGAAGGCUCCGCGAGCGCCUUCUUUGGGGUUCUGGAUGGCCAUGGCGGGAAGAAGGCCGCGUGGAGACUGUGUGCUGCCCAACUGUCCUGCGCAUCACAAGAUGCCAUGUCCAAGGGGUUCAACCAGUGGCUUCCACACGUUGCAGCCAUGCCGGAGCCUCGCAUUCCUCACAAAAGAGAGGUCGCUCAAGAUGCCGAUGAACCGGAAGGCAUCAGCAUUCAGAUGCCGGGCCUCCUUGAGGAGCAGUUUGCGCUGCUGCGGGAGGGCCUGGAAGCGGACGUGACGAGUAUCUUGGUUCGCCUGGCGGCCAUCGAGGAGGCCCUUGGACUUCCCAAAGCAAGCGAUUCAGAAACGCCGGAGGCCAAGCCGUCUUCCCUCAAGGUGACGGUGAGGGAAGCCAGGACUGGUCAAGAGCCGGAGGAUCUUACCGACGUCUGCUUCGAGGCUAGCACCUGGAGCGUUCCACUGCUCAUUGGAUUGGUCGAUGCGGGCUGGUUCGACCAUGCUUUUUCGAUCAUACUUGUUUUACUGAACCUUUUUAUGCAGGUGGCGUUCACCUGGGUUCUUCUCUCGGAAGGGUUCAUGGGCGACAGCUUGGAGAAGGAGAUUGACAGCGCCAAGAUCUGGCGCACCAGUGUAGCGCAUGAUGCCAAGUAUCUGGAUUUGUCAUCCACCAGCUUGGUGUCCAGAGUUUGCAAUGGUGACUCAGCGCUAAUUCUGUCCACAACCCAAGCGAUACUCGUCAAUCACGUUAACAGCUUCCUCGGCCUCGAAAAGACGCAGAUUGAGUUUCCCUUUUGGCAACCAGGUACGCUUCUAUGUCUCCUGUGUAUUGUUUUUUGGAGCUUGUGCAUCUACCAGGAGUUUCGCAAGAUUUGGCAGCAGCUUGAGGCGACGAUUGGGAUUCCCAAGUCACAUCAAUCAGUGUUCCGCAACAACUCCUUUGAGAGCCUAUCUUGGUCGCGCUUUUUUGUGUUGCUGGUCAUUUACUUGGUUCGGGCGGUGAUCGCAUCUCUCUUGAUGGGGGCAGGAAUUCUUUGGCUGGCUCGAACAACAAGCAUCGAGGAGUUGAUGUUGAACGCAGUGGCCCUCAACGCCGUUUUGGACGUUGACGAAUUCCUAUUCGAGGGCAUGGCCCCCAUCAAGAUCCGUCAGAGGAUACAUCGUCUUGAGCCGGUACAAGUCAGCUACAGCCGAUGCCGAAGCCAGUUCGAAUCCCUGGUGCACUUCGUCUCUCUGGUUGCUCUUGUUCUUGUGGUCUAUUUCUCUUUGCUGGUUCCUCUGGGUGACACGAUGCUGAAGGUGAAGAACGAGCUGUGCGGUGGAACGCAGACAUUCGUUGUCCGCUACAAUGAUGACACCCAGAUACCAUACGGUUUCUAG
Molecule: messenger RNA, 1590 nt
Organism: Symbiodinium sp. CCMP2592
Lineage: Eukaryota; Dinophyceae; Suessiales; Symbiodiniaceae
Source: the annotation of a GenBank genome assembly